AUGGACUAUUAUCGUUGCGUGGCUGAUCCAGAACUGGGUUUUCUGACUGGUAAAGAUGGCACGUACGGAAAAUACACCAUGCGUCUAACUGCCAGCCCAACACUCACAUCCCGUAUCAGUUCCACACCCCCAGCGACCGGUCCAGACGGGGCAGCGGACUACACGACCCGACUUUGGCAUCCGGAGCAUGAAAUGUAUCACACAUGUGUGCCUGAGCACUGUCGAAUCGCGGGCGGAGGUGGAGGAAGUAGCUGUAUUGUGAGUGGACCAGGGGGAAUCAGUGCUCCCCCAACGCAUACCACACUCAGACGCAGUCCUGGUGGACUGGAGCUGGCCACGGUAAGUGCGAAUCCCCAAAAACCAGGAUCUGGUUAG
Echinostoma caproni is the source of this 375-nucleotide messenger RNA. The record is from the annotation of a GenBank genome assembly. Lineage: Eukaryota; Metazoa; Platyhelminthes; Trematoda; Plagiorchiida; Echinostomatidae.